CUUUUUUUUUUUUACUUCAACUGAUUUUAGUUCUUGAAGGCCUCGUGAUCGAAUCGACAUGGUGUCGUCUGUAGUUGUGACUACCAUCUCCAUGUCCGUAACCAUGGCGGUUCUCUCCUACUUCCUCUGGCACAAAAAGAAUCAUAAAUCCUUCUCCUCCAAGAAGAAGAAGAAGCAGCCAGGAAACGGGGUCAUCGAUGCCAUUGGAAACACUCCCUUGAUUCGUAUCGACAGCCUCUCUGAUGCUACUGGCUGCGAGAUUCUUGGAAAGUGUGAGUUUUUAAAUCCUGGUGGCAGUGUGAAGGAUAGAGUUGCUGUUCAAAUCAUAAAAGAGGCUCUGGAAUCUGGUAAGCUAGCUCCUGGUGGAGUUGUCACUGAGGGCAGUGCUGGAAGUACUGCAAUUAGCCUUGCUACUGUGGCUCCUGCCUAUGGGUGCAAAUGUCAUGUUGUCAUCCCAGAUGAUGCUGCUAUUGAGAAGUCUCAAAUACUUGAAGCCUUGGGUGCUACUGUUGAAAGGGUAAGGCCAGUUUCAAUUACCCACAAAGACCACUAUGUCAAUAUUGCCAGGAGGCGUGCGCUAGAGGCAACUUUAUUGGCUGCAAAGCGUAGAAAAGCCAACCAAAUGGAUGGUAAAGACUUGGAGGAAAUGAAUAGUUGCACCCAUGAUUGGGAGAAACAGAAUCCAGUGUUCUCAAGUAGUUGUACUGGUGGUUUCUUUGCUGAUCAAUUUGAAAAUUUAGCAAACUUUAGGGCCCAUUAUGAAGGUACUGGACCUGAGAUCUGGGAACAAACUGGUGGUGAUAUAGAUGCAUUUGUGGCAGCUGCAGGCACAGGCGGCACCAUUGCUGGUGUUUCCAGGUUUCUUCAGGAAAAGAAUCCAAAGGUCAAGUGCUUCCUCAUAGAUCCUCCUGGUUCUGGUUUAUUUAAUAAGGUAACAAGAGGGGUCAUGUACACUCGGGAGGAAGCUGAAGGGAAAAGGCUGAAGAAUCCAUUUGACACAAUAACAGAAGGCAUUGGUAUUAAUAGAUUAACUCAGAAUUUCAUGAAGGCAAAGCUUGAUGGGGCUUUUCGAGGCACAGAUAAAGAGGCUGUUGAAAUGUCGAGGUUCCUUCUUAAAAAUGAUGGGCUCUUUCUUGGGAGUUCUUCAGCCAUGAACUGUGUUGGAGCAGUAAGAGUCGCACAAGUUCUUGGGACUGGCCAUACAAUUGUAACCAUUCUAUGUGAUAGUGGAAUGAGACAUCUAAGCAAGUUUUAUGAUGCACAAUAUCUUUCUCAGCAAGGUCUGACACCAAUCGCAACUGGAUUAGAGUUCAUGGGUACCAAAUGAGUUCAUGGCCUUAUGAGAUGGUGACUCUAAUAUUCAUGAUUAUAUCAUCAGUUUUGCAGUAGAACAUGAAGGAGUUACAUAUUUCAGGCAUUUUGGGGAUUAAGAUUUAAGAGAUGACCCAUAUCAUUGGGGCAGAACAAACACAAUUGAUUCAUAGAUUACACACGUGUAUUAGGCUGAUUUUGUCAAGAAAAAGAGGGUGGUGACUGGUGUGAGAUCAAUACAAAUUACUUUUUGACAACUACAUUUUUUUUGGAUACUGUAGUUCUUGAAGCAUAUAGUCAUUCUCUGGUCCUUUUGGUAUUCUCAUUUUGGAAAAUGCUGAGUGUUUCAGAUAUGAGAUUUCUACUUCUGUUCCUCAGAAAAGCCAUUAGAAACAUUGGCAAAUGAAGCAUUGACAGAUCAAGAGCCGACACCUCCCUCUUCUUUUGCAUACUAAGGAUUCCUUGGGUUUUUUUUUUUUUCCCCUUCUUCUGUUGGUUGUGUAAAACAAUAAGGUUAAUUGAAGCUU
This is a messenger RNA of Rubroshorea leprosula, 1838 nucleotides long. The record is from the annotation of a GenBank genome assembly. NCBI's taxonomy places the organism in Eukaryota, Viridiplantae, Streptophyta, Magnoliopsida, Malvales, Dipterocarpaceae.